UCUCAUCUCUGAGUAUUAGUAAGCAAAGAGAAAAAAAUAAUAAUCAGCAUCAUCAUAUUAAUAAUAAUGCGAGAAUGUAUUUGCAUUCACAUUGGCCAAGCAGGAACUCAGAUUGGCAAUGCAUGCUGGGAGCUCUUCUGCCUGGAGCAUGGCAUUCAGCCAGACGGUUUAAUGCCCAGUGAUAAGACCAUCGCAGGAGAGGAUUCCUUCAACACCUUCUUCAGUGAGACUGGUGCUGGCAAACAUGUGCCCAGAGCCAUCUUUUUGGACCUGGAGCCCACAGUUAUCGAUGAAGUUCGAACUGGAACUUACCGCCAGCUCUACCACCCCGAGCAACUGAUCACUGGGAAGGAGGACGCGUCAAACAACUAUGCCCGCGGUCACUACACGAUCGGCAAAGAGGUGAUCGACCUGGUCCUUGACCGGACUCGUAAGCUGUCUGACCAGUGCACCGGACUCCAGGGCUUCCUCAUCUUCCACUCCUUUGGAGGGGGAACCGGCUCCGGCUUCACCUCACUACUGAUGGAACGUCUGUCUGUCGAAUACGGCAAAAAGUCAAAGUUAGAGUUUGCCAUUUAUCCUGCGCCUCAGGUGUCCACAGCUGUGGUAGAGCCCUACAACUCCAUCCUGACCACCCACACCACCCUGGAGCACUCGGAGUGUGCCUUCAUGGUAGACAACGAGGCCAUCUACGACAUCUGUCGCAAGAACCUGGACAUUGAGCGCCCCACCUACAGCAACCUCAACAGGCUCAUGGCUCAGAUUGUCUCGUCCAUCACCGCCUCACUGCGCUUUGAUGGAGCCUUGAACGUGGAUCUGACAGAGUUCCAGACCAACUUGGUGCCGUAUCCACGUAUCCACUUCCCCCUGGCCACCUACGCCCCAGUGAUCUCAGCAGAGAAGGCCUAUCACGAGCAGCUCUCUGUCGCUGAUAUCACCAACGCCUGCUUCGAGCCGGCCAACCAGAUGGUCAAAUGUGACCCGCGGCACGGCAAGUACAUGGCGUGCUGCAUGCUGUACCGAGGCGACGUGGUGCCCAAAGACGUUAAUUCAGCUAUAGCCAAUAUUAAAACUAAACGCACCAUCCAGUUUGUGGACUGGUGCCCAACUGGGUUCAAAGUCGGGGUCAACUACCAGCCUCCAACCGUGGUUCCAGGAGGCGACCUGGCCAAGGUGCAGCGGGCAGUGUGCAUGCUGAGCAACACCACCGCCAUCGCCGAGGCCUGGGCCCGACUGGACCACAAGUUCGACCUCAUGUACGCCAAGAGGGCCUUCGUCCACUGGUACGUCGGCGAGGGAAUGGAGGAGGGAGAGUUCACAGAGGCGCGAGAAGACAUGGCCGCCCUGGAGAAAGACUACGAAGAAGUGGGCACAGACAGCGUCGGAGAUGAAGGAGAGGAUGAGGGAGAAGAAUACUAACUUGAAGCUUAUUGUCGGAGCUAUGAGCACUGCACUGCAAGACCACAGACACAUCUGUGUCUGCUGGCCGUGGUUGUAAGACUGCACUCCAGUCCUCCCAGCCCCGCCCCCGAUGACGUCACCCCACGUUCAAUUUCCUCGUCGGAAGACGGGAAGAUUCUCACCAACCCAAGUUUACAAUCCAAGAGCACUUCCCCGAACAUAAACGAAAUACACCAAUCGAAACAAAAACAUUCCCCCAAUUGGCGGUUUUCCUUGCUGUAAAUGGAAGGCACAUUUAUUAAGAGGUUGCUCAUACUCAGGCAACACAAGCUUGAGAACAGCUUUCCUCGGCACCUUCUUGUCCCACCUCGAUAAUUACAACACACUGACCUCGGCUGUGAGGUCACUUCCCAGCUCUGACUUCUAGCCUCCGAGGUAACAGGAACCACUGCAUCUGUAUUCCCACACUUUCGUGACCGUACUGGAUACUUUGGAACAACUAGCAUGGUGCAUGAGCGUGGCUACUAUGACACACACCCGUGUGUUCUGGAAGAGAUUUAAGAUCCAGUCCAAGUACAAUUGAGAAUAUAUAUAUGUCUGUCCAAUGUUCUCAAAGGCAGAAUGUCGGGACAAACGCACAUUGAAUUUCAACAACAAUAACUGUUGGCAAGCAUCUGCCUUACAUAGACUAGCCUCGCAUCCCUGUUGGUUUUGGUGCAUAAAAAAUGGGGAAAAUUUGGAAUAAUGACUGGAAGAUAUGACGAUGCCAAGGUUCACAUCAAUCGAAUGGUACAUGGAGCCCACAGGACGUCUGGCUCUCACAUGUUGAACUGCCAGUCCGAAAACAGUGUCGCAGCACUACCUCAGUCACACCGUGGUGGAUACUGUCUUACCUGUCUUCGAGGACCAAGCCGCACUGGACACAGCGGAGGUCAAGCCUGCCUUUAUAUUGAGGAGAGUGCCGCCUCCUUCCACCUUCUUUGAAGAGGAGCAUUGACUUGACUUGACAGCCAUUUGGCUUGGGUCGUGAGGUGUCUAAGCCGUUGCAACAUCAAGCCUUUGCUGCAUCACCAUUCUUCGGUGCGUGUUUAUCAAAACAGCACUGACCUUUACACUGAAGGGUCGAGCACACGCCGCUUUUGUUUGACUUGACUUUGUUUGGAAGGUCGCACUUUUGUCUCAUUGCAUAUGGAUUUGACCCCAAGCUCAUGGAUUCCAAGUGUGAGGUUCAGUUUCAUGCUGAGGACCUCGGCCGCAUCCCGUCCAGCUCCCCACGAAAAGGUCACUUUGGCUGAUCGGAUUAGACAUUUUCCUCCUGCUCCGAAUCUCCCCAUCAGCCAUCGUUCAGGCCAGUGGUGAACACCGCACGUCAGUCUGGUGCCGUUUGAUUCAGCCGACAGCCCAUCGGCUGAACCUAUAUGCGCUUGCAGGGUUGGAACAAAACUCCCACUUCGCUGCGGCCCUUUUGCAGAUCAGUUUGACUGAUUCAUAAGCAACAUUUAAUCAUUUAAAUGAGUCACACUCAGUAAAAUAAAUCUGUACUACACUGCAUUACUACUUUCAUAACACAUCCAAAUUCAUUUCCAAGUCUUCACAGAAGACGUUAUGAAUGUUCAUCAUCAUGUAUGGUGACAUAGGAGAAGGUUUAUAAAACACAAGUGGUGGUUUUAAUAAAGUAAUAAAGCCUUUACCAUAAGCCUAAUGCUAACCACACAGGAUGAUAUUAGAAACACAAUAACAACAUUCUUAUAAGACUUAAUAACCUUGUCAUAAGUUGACACACAUGAAUAUGAACAUUCAUAACAUCGAAAUAAAUCCUUACAAAUGUAGUAAUAAUGCAUGAGAGAUAAGGCCAUUCAGUACUAAUUCUCUCCCAUAUAACGUGUUGAAAUUAAAACCUCAGAUGACAUAAGAAUGAAGAGAUAUUCUAAUUCAGUCUGAAAUAUGAACAAAAAUGUGACAGUGUCGGGAUAAUGACGACGACAGACAACGGAACCACAUUAGUUUAUGUUGCUUCGUCUCCAACACUGGAGUCCAGGGGGCAAUUCUGUCAUGACAAUUGUUGCUCAUGUUUCUAUGUACACUUGGAUGUUUUUGCACCACUCAAACACAAGAGGGCGCUUCCCUGCAGACUUCAGCCUCCUCGUGGUUAACAGAGCUGAAUCAGCAUUAAAAAUAAA
Synchiropus splendidus (mandarinfish) is the source of this 3581-nucleotide messenger RNA. RefSeq names its product tubulin alpha-1A chain-like. Gene Ontology annotation, biological process: microtubule cytoskeleton organization; mitotic cell cycle. The record is from RefSeq and is a predicted model, not a curated record. The transcript has 4 exons. Gene Ontology annotation, cellular component: microtubule; cytoplasm. NCBI's taxonomy places the organism in Eukaryota, Metazoa, Chordata, Actinopteri, Syngnathiformes, Callionymidae. The coding region runs from base 67 to 1419 and encodes 450 amino acids. Gene Ontology annotation, molecular function: GTP binding; structural constituent of cytoskeleton.